CAUUACACUACAUCUUGGCACUCAAACGCUUGUUCGCACAUGCGCAACACUGAAAUUCCGGAAUCUGAGGAAUAACGGGGGUUCACGAAAGGUAGAAAAGUCGGCUAUUUAUUCAACGUAAAAAUGUCGGAAUUUAAAGUGUCAGAAAAACAGUUUACGGAUGCGAAACAGACGUUUCACUUGUACCUGAAGAAGGGCACGGAGGAGGUGGCAACCAAAGACCUUGACCAGCUCUUCAAGGCCAUGGCGCUCCACAUUGACGACGACAAACUCAAGGAUUGGGCUGACGAGAUGGACGAAGACGCGACUGGUUGCAUCGACUGGGCAAAGUUCAAGAUCCUGUUUGAGAGGAAGUGUAAGGAGGACGAGGAGGAGAAGGAGCUUAAGGAGGCUUUCCGUGUCCUUGACAACCAGAAGAAGGGUGUCAUACCAGUAGACGACCUCCGCUGGAUCCUCAAAAGUCUAGGUGACGACAUCACGGAGGAGGAGAUAGACGACAUGAUAGCCGAGACUGACACGGACGGAAGUGGCACCGUUGACUACGAAGAAUUCAAAAGUUUGAUGUCUUCCGAAUGAGCUAAGCGCAAGGAUGUAUGGUUUAAAAGCCACACACUUAAAAACAAAGUCAUAUCAACGCAUACGGUCAUCCCGCAUCUCCUGAGCGAUUGGUUAUAUAAGCUCCAAAGGUGGCAUUUUGUGCAAGAUUUUGUGCGAGAUUGUUUGUGCAAGAAUUACUGAAAUAAAAAGUAUUAUGUUCUGCAUCAUAAAAUUCUAUUAGAUACAAUUCUGACCUCUUGUUAUUUCCAGUGGCCCGUAUUAAUUAGGGAUCGUUAUCUAGAGCUAAACUGUUAGUGUUUCACGUUACUACUUUCCUGCGCAACUGUCAAUUUACAACUAAACCACGCCUUAACAAUCUGCUGGCUAUUCUCGUUACUCGUUCUGCGUAUUCCUCUCACUGUGUAGGCGGAUGCGGAUAUUUUUUUUCUGGCAGUAUACUUGCCCAGUGCACGAGUUUAUCGUAUCCGACUAUGUAGUGGAUGCAUUUGCUAAUCAUCACUAGUACUUAUCUCGCACAACUGCGCUCGCUUUACUAACACCACGCUAGCUAGAUCAUACUAAAUCUGUACAAACUGCACUUGCUUUAACUCUAACCAUUGUUCUUUUGUUUACAGAGUUUUAUACCCUGAUGAUGGGAUAAUUCCACCAUCUUCAAGUAUGAAAAGAAUGAAUCACAUCGACUUUUGAGUCUCGGUUUCAAGUUAUACUUGAACAUUUUCGUUCGCGUCUUAAUAGUGUCAUACCAACGCCAUUACUAAUGGCAUUAUGUGUUUUGAUAUCGCAUUUUGACACUAGGCGGUUGCCACUUUCUAUACAUGUAUGAAAUGCUUUGUUUUUAAAAAAGGUUGAACUACCUUUUUUGUCAAAGCGCCUAAUUUAAUACUAUUGUUUGUUUUAAUAAAUGCUAACAUAUUAUUAACUUUAUAGCAAGUAUGAAUGAACUAGUGUUAAACCUUAUACACGAAAAAUACAAAUAAUCAAACAAUUUUUUAAAUGGAUGCAUGCUUCCACACAGUUUCUAUCACUUCACGUUUUUACUAACUUGUGCAAUUCCUUUAAUUCACUGCUGAACGCACGGGCACUGUUUUAAUUAACUUAAAAAACUAUCCUACUAUAUUUAUUAUUAAUGUUGCUGACGCUUACGAUUCAUGAGUGCGGGUGUUAAUAUAGGUGUUGACUUUGUAAAUAUGCCCUUGAUGAUCUUCAUAUCAGUUACAUGCGAUUAUUAUUUGAAAAUAAAUUUUCCUUAUACCGUA
Molecule: messenger RNA, 1814 nt
Organism: Mya arenaria
Lineage: Eukaryota; Metazoa; Mollusca; Bivalvia; Myida; Myidae
Product: troponin C-like
Exons: 6
Coding region: 124-576 (150 amino acids)
Cellular component (GO): myosin II complex
Molecular function (GO): enzyme regulator activity; calcium ion binding
Source: RefSeq, a predicted model, not a curated record